Nanorana parkeri is the source of this 5105-nucleotide messenger RNA. It is a transcript of the gene ARHGEF11, whose product is annotated as Rho guanine nucleotide exchange factor 11. The record is from RefSeq and is a predicted model, not a curated record. Gene Ontology annotation, cellular component: cytoplasm. NCBI's taxonomy places the organism in Eukaryota, Metazoa, Chordata, Amphibia, Anura, Dicroglossidae. The coding region runs from base 189 to 4979 and encodes 1596 amino acids. Gene Ontology annotation, biological process: G protein-coupled receptor signaling pathway; intracellular signal transduction. The transcript is spliced from 43 exons. Gene Ontology annotation, molecular function: guanyl-nucleotide exchange factor activity; G protein-coupled receptor binding.
GAAGUGUAAGAAGUCAUUGUUUGUUUUUUUUCCAAAUAGGAAGGCAAUGCAAAAUGGUUUUGACUGUCCCUUUAACAAAUGGUAGUGGCAUUAGGGUGCAGUGAAAAGCCUGUACAGUUCUUAUAUAUAGCUCCGAUUUCCUUCAAUUUGGAAGGGACACGCUGGAUUUUGGGAUACCCAUUGCGAAAAUGAGUAUUAGCUCACCUCAGACGUCAAUUGACAGAGCGCCUUCUAAACGACACCCUCACUUGCCAAGUCCCAUUGCAGCCUGGUUGAGCAGCUUGUCAUCUGUUAGUGACGGAGCAUCAGAACGAAGGUCUCCCGGACACCAGCGCCAAACCACCGACUACAACGAGUCAACUGGUUUGGUUCAACGCUGUGUGGUUGUACAGAGGGAUCAAAAUGGCUUUGGCUUCACCGUUAGUGGGGAUCGGAUUGUCCUUGUCCAGUCUGUACGCCCAGGGGGCGCUGCGAUGCGGGCAGGUGUACAGGAAGGUGACCGCAUUGUGAAGGUAAAUGGCACUUUGGUCGCAAACAGCUCUCAUAUCGAGGUGGUCAAACUCAUUAAAUCUGGGACCUACGUUGCACUCACACUGCUGGGUUCCCCUCCGCCUUCCAUGGCAACAUCUGGGUAUCAGCAUGACGUCAGCUCCUCUGUAUCCCCCCGGAACACCUUGUCUUCUCCUGUCCCGCCUCCUCCCCCUCUUCCACCUCCCCAGAGGAUCACAGGGCCUAAACCACUACAGGAUCCUGAGGUCCAGAAACAUGCCUCUCAAAUUCUGCGCAAUAUGCUGAAACAAGAGGAGACAGAGCUACAGACACUGUGUGAAGUUUAUAACCGAACCCCAAAUCCCAGCCUGCAGGAACAGAUGGAAGGGGCCAGACGGAGAGUCUACCAACUGCAGCUAAAGAUUCGUCAAGAAACAGCAGGCCCUGGGGAUAUACUGCGUACUUACAGUGACUGCAGCUCCGUAGGAUACAAACCACCAGAAUGCCGUCUCUCCAUGGACUCACAAGAUGGCGACAGUGGCUUGGACUCUGGUACGGAAAGGAUACCGUCUAUUAGUGAGUAUUCCAUUAAUCGAACGUCUAUUCUAUCUGACCUGGGAUUGGACAGCUCUCAUACCUCCCCAGUCAUCUCUACGAAAAUUUUUCAGCACCGACGGCAGGGCUCAGAUACCGCCUUCAUUCCAGGAACAGACCAGACCGACAACAGCCGACCUUCUAUCAUAUGUCCAGAAGACGAUUAUGACCAUGGAGACUACAUAACCGAGUAUGAUAGUCUAGACCUGGAGAAGCUCAAAGCUCGGCCAGCCCAUAUGGGGGUGUUUUUGAGAUACAUCUUCUCUCAAGCUGAAGCUGACCCUAAUCCACUGCUCUUCUACCUGUGCGCGGAGGUGUGCCAGCAGCAGAAUGCCAGAGACGCAUUUGCAUUGGGCAAAGAUAUUUGGAUCACCUUCCUGGAUAAAAAUGCUCCUCUGAGGGUCAAAAUUCCUGAACAACUGCUGAAUGAAAUUGAUUCCCGUUUACUCUGCUCUGAGGAUAUUCGUGGAGCUUUGAGUGAUGCCCAGGAAGCCAUGAUACCAGAGAUACAGGAGCAGAUACAAGAUUAUAGGUCAAAGCGAACAAUGGGCCUGGGUAGCCUGUAUGGAGAGAAUGACCUUCUCGACCUUGAUUCAGACCCACAUAGAGAGCAUGAUGUUGCCCUUAAGCAGAUAGAACAUCUGAGGGAAAUCUUGUCAAAGUAUGAAGAGGAGAGAAGCUCCCAUAUGAAUUUUGCUUUGCGAACAUAUAUGAGUCAUGCUGGCAUUAGCUUUCGAGAAUUCCCUUCUCCCAGCGUCUCUGAGAAAUCCCAAAGUAUUCCCGACAAAGACAAAUGGCUUCCUUUUUUAAACAAAGCUAAGAAGAGCAGCAACGCAAAGAAAGAAAAAGACCGUGAUUCGGCAGAUGACAAGAAGCGAAAUCCCAUCCUUAAAUAUAUUGCCAAACCUAAGACCUCUCAAAGCACAUUUCAUGUCCCCUUGUCCCCUGGUGAAGUAAAACCUGGUAACGUAAGGAACAUCAUCCAACACUUUGAAAACAACCAAUACGACCUUCAGGAACCUCUAACCAUGCAGCGACUGUCCACUGGAAGCUUUCCCGAAGACUUGUUGGACAACGACAGUGCCAGGGCAGAGGUGAAACUCGGUCGCUCAGAAAGCUUGAAGGGUCGUGAGGAGCUGAAGAAAUCCCGCAAAGCUGACAACGUUCCCCGCUCCCGCAGUGAUGUGGACAUGGAUGCUGCUGCAGAGGCCACCCGAUUACACCAGUCGGCUUCGUCCUCAGCUUCCAGCCUAUCCACAAGGUCGCUGGAUAACCCGACUCCACCGUUCACACCCAAACUGAUCCGCAGGAGCAUGGAGUCUCCAAACCUGAACUUUACUGGUGAAUCCUUGCUGGCCAACCUACAGGAAGAUGACCUGGGACAUCUCUCAGACCUUGAUGUGGAGCCGGAUGCCCAGAAUUGGCAGCACACCGUUGGUAGGGAGGUGGCACAGCACUUAUCUCCGAAAGAACGAGCGCGGCAAGAAGUGAUACACGAGCUGUUUAUGACGGAGGCUUCUCAUCUGCGGGUUCUCCGCGUUCUGGAUCACAUUUUCUACCAGAGGAUGCGUAAAGAUAAUCUGCUGUCUACAGAUGAACUAUCGCUGGUCUUCCCCAAUCUUCCUGAACUCAUCGAAAUUCACAAUUCUCUAGCAGAAGUCAUGAAACGGGUGAGGGAAGAAGGACCUGUCGUCAAAGAGAUCGGUGAUCUCAUGUUGUUUCGGUUCGAUGGACCUCCUGGAGAGGAAGUUCGUGAAGAAACAGCCAAGUUUUGUUCUUGCCAGACGAUUGCACUUGACCUGAUCAAAACCAAAAAGAGGAAAGAAGCCCGGUUUAAUCUCUUUAUGCAGGAGGCGGAGAGCAGUCCCCAGUGCCGGAGGUUACAACUUAAGGAUUUAAUAGUGUCGGAAAUGCAGCGAUUGACCAAAUACCCAUUGCUAUUGGAGAACAUCAUCAAACACACGGAUGCCAGCACACUGGAAUACGAGAAGCUUUGCCGUUGCCGGGAUCGAUGUCGAGAUAUCCUAAAAAACGUUAACGAGUCAGUGAAACAGAGGGAGAAUGGAUAUCGCCUGGCGGAGUACCAGAAACGUCUGGACACCACAUCCCUGGAGAGGACAAGCAAUCCACUGGCAGCAGAGUUUAAGAACUUGGAUUUGACAACAAGGAGAAUGAUCCAUGAGGGCUCUCUAACCUGGAGGAUCACAAAAGAUAAGACCAUCGAUCUCAAUGUUCUCCUCUUGGAAGAUCUCCUGGUUCUACUGCAGAAACAAGAUGAGAAGCUAGUGCUUAAAUGUCACAGUAAAGCCACAGUGGUUUCCUCCGACACCAAGCAGACUUUUAGCCCAGUGAUCAAACUGAAUUCUGUGCUGGUGCGACCUGUAGCCACAGACAAGAGGGCGUUCUUUAUUAUCUGCACAUCGGAACUGGGCCCGCAGAUCUACGAGCUUGUAGCAAUGACAUCGUCUGAGAAGAAUAUGUGGAAGGAGCUGCUGGAAGAAGCCACCAAAACUGCAAUGAAAAACCCUUCUGCUUCAAUCAAACGUGUCACUCAGGGCCUGGUCCAUACAAGGAUGCCAUCUGUCGGUUCGGUGCUACAGGAUACUGUGGGCAUAAGAAGCAACAGUGAGGAUAUCUCAGCAGAUGACAGUCACAAUGACUUCUUGGUUCACUCUCACAAACCUGACGUUCUGCUGGAAGAACCAGAAGGGAUGGAGGAGGAUGAGGCUCAGACGCCAACACAGGUGCCCUUUCCUUCCAAUGUGGAGGAUACAGGAGGUGGGGCAGAGGACCAAUCUGAUCCAAACUACCAGUGGCCAUCAGGGGUCGAGGGUUUAGCAGAUUCUGCUCUGGAAGAUGUCCAGCAUCUCCGGGAGCUGAUCCUGCGGAGUCUUUACCCAUUAAGGCAUUCAGAGUAUGAUGCUGCUCCUGUGACUGAGCCAGAGGAUGAUAUCACACCCACGCCAUCAGUCACCGGUGGGGCCGGGCAUCCGUGGGAGACAACACCAUAUUCAGUAUUAGAGACUCUAGAUGGAAACAGUUUGGCUGAUCACAGGGAAGAUCCGCCCUCAAGACCUUCUAGUGUUUUAGGAAAUGGUAGGUCUGUGGUGGACCUCACUAACCAGCACAGGAGAACAUCCAACGAAGGAGAGGAAAGUGUUUGGGACCUGCUAGAGAGCCACCCACAAAGGACAUCUUUCCUGCCCUCUGAGCCAUCUGAAGCUGCUGAGGACCAAACUAACACGGCCUACAAGGUUGUCAGGAAAGCUGAGGUGGUGGGCAAUAAUGAUGUCAUACCGUUGCCAGACAGCAGCCAAUCAGACAGAGUGUUGCAGGAAGCUGGUGGCGGAACAGUUUUAGAUGGAAAUUUAUUUUAUGUGGUCAUGCCAACUGUUUCUGCAUUACCUCCACCUGAAGAAGAGCGGCCUAGAGAAACUCAAGAAUCUAGGGAAUGCAUACAACCGAUGGGAAGUCCAUCUUUGCCCAAAUCCCGGGAAAUACACAAGAUCCAGGCUUGCUCGUCAGAUACUAGCAGCCCCCCAGCACAAAGCUCAGAAAGUGAUGUGUUGCACUCUGAUUUGGCUCCAAACCUGGUCAUUCAAGAUGUUGAUAUGAUCUUCCAAACGAUCGAACAGCUAACAGCCAAAUUACAAAGGUUACAGGAGGUGGAGUCAGCACAUCAGGAGCUCUUAAGGUCUUUGAGGAGGAAACCUCCAGAAGAUGUGUCUCAAGAGCCUGAACCAAUGGAGGAUGACAAGCAGCCUGAGAUGCAUCAUGGGUCCAGUGUCCAUAGCAAUUCUCUCUUCUUUGUGAAGAACAGUGUGUCUGUGUCAAUCCAUCGAGACAGCCUUACAGAUCCACACGACAAUGCUUUAAACUUCCCAAUGGGCCUUUAACGUUGUGCACAGAUGCCAAAAACUGCUAGGGUCUCUACCACUACUGUUAAACCUCCCCCUCUGCUCAGAGUACCGCCCAAGGAGCGGGGGUACUUGGCAUUCGGGUGCGGAGAAACUGCUGCCAGU